This is a messenger RNA of Brassica oleracea var. oleracea, 1894 nucleotides long. RefSeq names its product patatin-like protein 8. Lineage: Eukaryota; Viridiplantae; Streptophyta; Magnoliopsida; Brassicales; Brassicaceae. The record is from RefSeq and is a predicted model, not a curated record. The transcript is spliced from 2 exons. Bases 139 to 1740 code for a protein of 533 amino acids. Gene Ontology annotation, biological process: lipid metabolic process.
UUUCCGAGUACACGAGUAGUGCUUAACCAUGUCAUGCUAACUUACGCAUACGCCUUCAUGUCUUCUUGCUAGCUUCAAAAUUCAAAGGUUUGUGUGUAAAGCUAACUUCUCUCUCACACACUCUCUCAAACGAUUCUGAUGUAUCGACGGUACGAUAAGCCACCGCCACUGGCUGUUUCCUCCAAGGAGAAUAAGAAGAAGAAGCAUUUCGCCAACCACACAGCUCCCAACACUCCCGGAAACCACGAGAGGACUCAAGCCAGUCCAACGCUAUCGACAGCUCGAUCUCACGAACCGUUCAUCGACUCCUCCGAUGGUAAGCUCAGCUACGAAAUCUUCUCCAUUCUCGAGAGCAAGUUCCUCUUCGGUUACGAAGACCCGAGGCUAUCGUGGAUCCCUCGUAGUCCGUUACGACCCGGUGCUGAUUCUUCCGACGCUGGACCUUCUCCGAGAUCGCCGUUGACUCCAAACGGCGUCGUUCUCCCCGGGACUCCGUCUUCGUUCAGGAGCCCGAGAGGGAGAAUCUGCGUGCUGAGCAUCGACGGCGGCGGGAUGAGAGGUCUUUUGGCGGGAAAAUCUCUGAUCUAUCUUGAGCAGAUGCUGAAGGAGAAAUCCGGCGAUCCAAACGCUCGGAUCGCGGAUUACUUCGACGUCGCCGCCGGAUCAGGUAUCGGAGGGGUGUUCUCGGCGAUGAUGUUCGCGACUAGAGACGGUAACCGCCCGAUGUUCAAGGCGGAUGACACGUGGAAGUUCCUAGUGGACAACGCGGAGAGUUUCUACAGAUCAGGCGGAGGAGGAGGAGGCGGCGGAGCAGGAGCGGCGAUCAAACGCGUCAUGAGAUCCGGAUCCUCCUCGUCUUCUUCCGUUUCCGCCGCGACGGCGAAGCUCGAGAAAGCGAUGAAAGCGUCGUUCGCUGAUCUGACGCUUAAAGACACUUUGAAACCGAUUCUCAUCUCUUGCUACGAUCUCUCCAGCACGGCGCCGCUUCUGUUCUCACGCGCCGACGCGCUGGAGAGCGACAGUUUCGAUUUCCGUCUCCGAGAUAUCUGCCGCGCCACGUGGGCGGAGCCGGGGACGUUCGAUCCGGUUCGCACGUCCUCCGUCGAUGGAAAAACGCGGUGCGUUGCGGUUGGAGGUGGGCUCGCGAUGAGUAAUCCGACGGCGGCGGCGAUAACGCACGUGUUUCAUAACAAACAGGAGUUUCCGGCGGUUAAGGGAGUGGAGGAUAUGUUGGUGUUGUCGCUUGGGACUGGUCAGCUUUUCGAAGUGAAUUAUGAUUAUGAGCAAGUUAAAAACUGGCGGGUAAAAGAAUGGGCCAGGCCCAUGGCGAGGAUCUCUGGUGAUGGUUCUGCUGAGUUUGUUGAUCAAGCUGUUGCUAUGGGCUUUGGGCCUUACCGUAGCAGUAACUACGUUCGCAUUCAGCAGGCAAACGGAUCGAGGUUAGGAGCUUGUGGGCCGAACGUGGACACGGAUCCAAGAGCAGAGAAUGUAAAGAAACUGACGGAGAUAGCUGAUGAGAUGUUGAAGCAGAACAAUGUUGAAUCGGUUUUGUUCGGUGGCAAAAGGAUCGGUGAAAUGAGUAAUUCGGAUAAACUAGAGUGGUUCGCAAGCGAGCUUGUGAUAGAGCAGCAAAGACGAAGUGUUAGCGCGUCACCAACCGUGACGUUAAAGCAAGCUGUGUCCAAAACCAACCGCAACGCUAUAAACGCAACUCUCACUCUCAUAUCUAAAGAAAGGUGAAAAAACUACUUGUAAAGGAGGCUUAUUUUUGUGCUUCUUCGUUUUUUUUUUUUUUUGCUUUUCUUUUGCUUCAACGUUGAGAUUUUUAUGUCUGCCAUUUACAUAAGAAAGUACAUUUACAGAAAUACAAAUAACAAAAGAAUUAUCUUGUGAC